AUGGAGACUCAGGCACCAGAGAAGGUCUAUGUUGUAAUCGGAUCCGACCCACAAGAUGGAUUCGCAACUCUGGAAUGGGCACUUAGAAAGUGGUCUUUUGAUCCAAUCUCCAUAGUGAUUCUCCAUGCAGCUAACAACUCAUCCAGAGAUUAUGUCUACACACCUUUUGGAAAACUCCCUGCAAGUUCUGUGAGUGAUGAGAAACUGGAAGUUCUCAAGAAGAUAAAGCAAGAGGAAAAUGACAAGCUACUGUCAGAUUACAAAGCCUUCUGUGCCAAGGUCACUGCUGAAAUUCUUAAAAUCGAGAGAUAUGAUGAGCCUCUCCAUAAACACUUGGUGGAGUUGAUCUCAGGGCUCCGGAUAACCAAGUUGGUCAUGGGGAUUACAUUCAUGAAGUCUUUAUCAUGGAAAUGUCGCUGUGAAAUCAAUGGAUUGUUGUAUGUGUACAAGCACAAACCUGAUUUUUGUGAGUUGUUCAUAGUCCGUGGGGGAAAACUGGUUUUCCUGAGGGAAGAAAACAAUGAAGGGUUGAUAGAGGAUGAUCAAGGAGCAGUCAUUUUUUCCAAGUCCAGAGAGAAGGGCAGCGUUAGAGGCUGGUUGGGCAAGAUGCUGGCAGAAGCUGCCACCAACUGGAAGAAUCUCCGAAGCUCGCCAUCGUCUUCACAAUCCAAUGAUUCUCCAGAUCAGUGGGAGAACUAUGUGCAAGAGAUUGAAAAUUAUUUCCUUCAAUUAAGUACCCCUUCAAAUAAUGACCAAGAAGGCUCCGAUGGAGAGCAUGAGCCCUUCUGGGGUAAUGAAGAAGAACCAGAUCAUAUGCCUGCAAACACGACCGCAGCAGAUAGAACUGAAAUGCUGAAGGUUAAACUCAAGAAAGCUCAUGAUAUGAUCCAAUUGAAGAGGAAGGAAACUAAAGCUGACACAGAAAAAUAUGCUAAAGCUGAAUGGGCCAUUUGCUUAUGCACUCGCAGGGCUGAAGAGCUCGAAGCUAGCAUUAAUGAAGAGAUUGCUGCGACGGUUGAUCUGGAGAAGGAAUUAGACUACACAAAAGAAGUCAUCGGCGAGAUUCGGGCUGAGGUUGAAGAGAAGAAGAGCAAGCACAAGUCACUUACGGAACUCCUGCAAGAGCUCUCCGGCAAACUCCAACUCUCCUCUCAGACGAAAUCAUGCCAGGAAACUCAGCUGGAGAGGGUGGUGACUGAAACAGCCCAGAUGAUUUGUGAAAUUGAGGAGCUGAGGUGGCAGAGAGAUAUUUUCAACCGCAGAAUCAAGUUUUGUAUGGAGAAGGACGCCAUUGGAAUGGCUUCAAAGCUGGCCGACCUUGGGUUCAGCUACAAAGAGUUCACGCUGGAAGAGAUCAGAGAGGCCACCGAUGACUUCUCCGAGCGGCUGAGAUUGAAAUCUUCAGGCGACUGGAAAGAUGUGUAUAGGGGAAGGAUUAACCACACAACAGUGGCGAUCAAGCUCUGCAAUUCAGCUCGCGGAAUUUCUCAGGAAGUUUUCCCGGAAAAGGUGAAGUUGCUCAGCCAUGUCCGGCACCCUCAUCUCGUCGCCAUGAUCGGCUUCUGCUCGGAGCCGAAAUGCAUCGUCUAUGAAUACAUGCACAAUGGCUGCCUAAGAGAUGCACUAUUCUCAGUCCGGCAGGGAUCUCGGACUCGGAGCCAGGGUCUCCGGUGGCCGACUCGGAUUCGUAUUGCCGCUGGCGUUUCCUCCGCCCUCGGCUUCCUCCACUCGGCCAAACCCCGGCCGAUUGCUCACAGAAACCUCAACCCCUCCAAAAUCCUCCUAGAUCAUAAUCUCGUUCCAAAAGUCCACGGACUCUUCCGGCGGGGUUGGCGCUCCGGCGAACCUUAUUUGCAGUCGGAUGUUAGGGCUUUUGGCAACCUAAUUAUGCAGCUUCUGACCGGGAGGAACUGGGCCGGGCUCGUCAAAGAGGCGGUGCUGACAGACCGGACUGUCCUCGUCGAGGUCCUAGACGAGAUUGCCGGCGAAUGGCCGCUGGAUUUAGCCGUCGAACUCGCGGGCAUCGGAAUGCGAUGCCUGUCUGAAAACGGGGAUUUGUCAAUGGCAACGGUGUCGAGGGAGGUCGAGCGGGUGAGGGAAAAGACCGACGAAGUCGCCGGAAACAUAGACUGCGAGGUCGCCGCCGCCGCCGUUCCAAUCGAGUUCAUUUGCCCCAUACUUAAGGAGGUGAUGAAGAAUCCGCAUUUGGCCGCCGACGGAUUUUCCUACGAGCUGGAAGCCAUAGAAGAAUGGUUAACGAUGGGGCACGACACGUCCCCAGUGACGAACUUGAAGCUGGGCAACAAUCUGCUCACCCCCAAUCACACUCUCCGGUGGCUGAUCUACGACUGGCAUGACAGAAGAUCGAUUCCUCUCGCAUGA
Messenger RNA from Diospyros lotus (date-plum), 2382 nucleotides. RefSeq names its product putative U-box domain-containing protein 50. The transcript is spliced from 7 exons. Gene Ontology annotation, molecular function: ubiquitin-protein transferase activity; ATP binding; protein kinase activity. Lineage: Eukaryota; Viridiplantae; Streptophyta; Magnoliopsida; Ericales; Ebenaceae. The record is from RefSeq and is a predicted model, not a curated record. Gene Ontology annotation, biological process: protein ubiquitination; protein phosphorylation. Bases 1 to 2382 code for a protein of 793 amino acids.